Molecule: messenger RNA, 4542 nt
Organism: Amblyraja radiata (thorny skate)
Lineage: Eukaryota; Metazoa; Chordata; Chondrichthyes; Rajiformes; Rajidae
Product: sentrin-specific protease 7
Exons: 23
Coding region: 560-3487 (975 amino acids)
Biological process (GO): proteolysis; protein desumoylation
Cellular component (GO): nucleus; cytoplasm
Molecular function (GO): SUMO-specific endopeptidase activity
Source: RefSeq, a predicted model, not a curated record
ACCCUAGACUGUGGGCAGUGGAGGGAAUGGACAGACGGCGUUUCGGGCUUGGAUCCUCUACAUUUCCUUGGUCAUCGUUUUCAACAGUACCCUUCUAAAUCUCUAGUUUCCCUCUCCCCUGACUGUCUCCCCUCGACAGGAAACAUCAUGGGCAUCUGCGGUUCCUUCUUACACAUAUUUCCUCCCCGUUGGAUGGAGGCAAAGCUCUAGGAUCUUUGGUUCGAUGCAGAAUUUAGUUCGAUGCCUUGCUCCUUUCGCGUUGCGGGUUUUACUCCUCCCUUUCCGGCGUGUCGAGGCUUCCUUCCUCCAUAGACGUAGAGAGAGAGACGCGGACUCACACAGACAGACAGACUGAGGGGGGCAAAGGUGCGGCGGUUCUCCAGGAAUCCCUAUCCCUUUGGAAGUGGAGGUGGUCCGGAGACCGGGAACCGGGCCUGGAUUAGGCCCAAGGAGAGUGGAGCUCAGGCCAGAUCAACGACAGAUGAAGAUGACUAGUGUCUGAUCUGAAAAUUCACUUGCUGCAACAUCAGAUCUCCUGCGGCAUCGUUUCGUGAUCUGAAUGGACAGGAGAAGGGUCUCAACUCAAUCCACUGAUCUGGAUCAUCCAGGGCCAUUGAAGUCUGGGGGGAAAUUUAAAAUUCCAAAGAAAAAGAUUUCUGAAGUGGACAAGGUAGAGACACAUUCUCCUCUAUCCAGACUCAGUGAAACACGAAUUGAAAAUUUAAAAGCAUCAAAUAAACAUUGGCCAUUGAAUUAUGUUUUCAAUAAAACAAGAAAUCGUCAUUUGACUGUUUAUAGUCAAAGGAGGAAUUGCCCAUCAAGUCGUAACGUCCCUGCAGCUGGACAACUGAAUGGGGGGCAAACCGAGAGGAAAUUAGAAUGUCGCAUCCGGAUGCAGAAUGAAAAUUCAGUCAGACCAAAGGAAGAUGAUAGUUCAUCACUGAGAAUUUCAGAGAAAGAAAUCAAAGGCAUAUGCAGGAUAAAGCUUACAGAAAAAGGAGACCAGCUGUAUGAACAUAUAAAAAUAAAUGAAAGCCAGUGCAAAGUAAAUGUUCAGAAAGACCCUGUGACGGAUUCACCUCUUCCAAGCCCCAAGAAAAAAAGAUUAUGCACUGAUCUUCAGGAUCAUCCUCUCAGAGGAGAGGUUGCAUGUUCUCAGGAUGGUGAGGAUUCGCUGAAGAAGAUGCUUAAAUGUCUAACAUGCGAAGAGCAGACUCAAAAUUGUAAUUGCUUUAGCAAUAAUACAGAAGACAAGGAUCCACUUAUGGAGAUCACCCAAACUGAAUCUGGUCUGCAGCAAGAGACUUUUUCCCCAUUGAAUACAAAGCAACAAAGCCCCAAUCACAGGAACCAAGAAUCUGUUAAUAAUAACCCUUCAUCCCCUGAUGGUGAUAUUAAUUGGAAAGUAUCCCAGUGUCCUCCAGUACCAAAUGGACAGAAAUCUGAAACAUUAUGUCUGAAUUUGCCUUUAUUGAAGCCUCAGAUGAAGCCCUUAAAACCAGCGGUUGUUGCAAGCGAACCAAUUGUGCUUUCCAGUGAUGAUGAAGAUGGAGAAAAGGUGCAACCUGGUGUCCAGUGCACCACAUUAACUCCAGAGACUAAACGUUUACAUCUGGGGAGUAAGCUGCUGCCAACUGACAACUGCAAAAGAGAAGCUGAGACUCAGUCGGCAAAGCGGGUGACAGAGAAUGUAAAACCAUAUGCAAUCGGGCAGGAUGCAGGUGAAACAAAUGAGAAGAAUAAGUUAGCCGAUGCAAUGCAAAGUACAGAAGAUUCUUUGGAAACUAGCACGAUGACAAAAGCAACAUUGGAUCUUGCUUUGACGGCCGUACACAUGGGAGAAAUUGAAGGAAAUGAUCGUGGUUCUGUAAUGUUUGGACCUGACAAAAUUGUAAUAACUUUAACAGAUUUCCAUACAUUACAGCUGGAUAUUUCGCACUUGAAGAAAUAUAGUUUGUGGGAGAGACUGUCUGACUCGAUCUUUGAGAAUCACUCGGUUAUUUUCCUUUGGUUUGCUGCAGAUUACAUAGAUGAAAUCAACAAACAGUUGAAAGUAGUUCCCCCAAAACAGGAAUAUAAAUGCAGUGAAUAUAUCUUCAUUCAGCUUUCCAAACCUUUACAAGCUCCAGAAACGGCAAUAUUGAAGAAAAUUAUGACUCUUAUUGGUGCAAGGAAUGAAGUUGCAGACUUGUGUGAAAUUAUGUCAUUGGAAGAGACUUAUCAGUUAUUGGUUAAGCUUGAUUCAGAGCGGAGCUCCUUCAUAUCAUCCUGCUGCAAAACUCUACCGCAACAAAUGGACGCUAUCGCAGGAUCACCUACAUUAUCGCAGGAUCACCAGAUUUCACAGGACGAAAAUGCAAAUUCAACAAGAGUAAAUAAUUAUACAUUGUGUCAUAUGUGGAAAAAGGAUCAUUAUGUAGUUUCGUUUGUUUCAAAGCAAGAGAAGCAGAGGCACAUAUUUAGACAAAGUGGACCCAUUCAGAAAAUAAUAGUUUUCCCUCCUCCACCAACCAAAGGAGGACUUGCAGUUACAACUGAAGAUUUAGAAUGCUUGGAAGAGGGAGAGUUUCUCAAUGAUGUCAUCAUUGACUUUUAUUUAAAGUACCUGUUGCUCAAGAAAGCACCCAAAGAGCUUGCUGAGCGUACUCACAUUUUUAGUAGCUUUUUUUAUCGACGCCUGACCCGAAAGGGUAAUGCUGAAUCAGAGGAGGCGAAUAAUCUCUCAAUACAGCACAAGAGGCAUCAACGUGUGAAAACGUGGACUCGUCAUGUGGAUAUCUUUACAAAGGAUUUCAUAUUUGUACCUGUUAAUGAAGAGUCUCAUUGGUACCUAGCUGUUAUUUGUUUUCCUGGGUUAGACAAAAUAGUUUAUGAAUCUGAUCUAGCCAAUGAACCAAAGACCAGUCCAUCUUCCACACAUUCAAAUAGUGAAACCGUGAGCAAAGACCACAUAUUACCACCAGAUGAAACUGAUAGGAAUACCUCUCAGAGUAUGCCAUCAGAGGAUUCAGAAGAUAAAGAUUCCAGCACUGUUCCCUGUGCAACUCCUAUAGUUUCACCCGGUCCCAGCAUACAGGAAUGUAUAAAAGUACCAAAGAACUUACAGCAACAAAAAAUUAAGAUACUCAAACAGCCAUGUAUUCUUAUAAUGGACUCUUUAAGAGCAGCUUCACAAUUGCACACAGUGAAGAUUUUGCGAGAGUAUCUACAGGUAGAGUGGGAAGUGAAAAAAGGAGGACAGCGCAAUUUCACAAUUGACACAAUGAAAGGCUCGGUCCCCAGAGUCCCUAAGCAAGAUAACAGCAGUGACUGCGGCAUUUACUUACUGCAGUAUGUGGAGAGUUUUUUCCAGAAUCCCAUCACAAAUUUUGAAUUGCCAUUGCAACUAGAUAAAUGGUUCCUGAGACAGGAAGUAAAGAAAAAACGGGAAGAAAUACAAGAUUUGAUUCUGCAUUUACACAAUCAGCAGAGAACUGAUGUCGAAUAAUUCCAUGCACAUGGCACUGAUGUAUACUAGGUCAUUUCAAAGCUGCUCAUCAUCUUGAAAAUAUGAAGAUUUAAAUUCAACUGUAAAUGUUUAAACUAGAUGACUAAUGUGUAGCACUCAGUUUAAAACAUUUUUGUUUAUAGCAAUGUACAGUUUAAUAAAUUAUACUGAUUUGUGACUUCUUGCUACAGCUGUUUAUUUCUUGCAUUUUUGUGCCCUCAAAAUGGAUAAAUGUUGGCCUUUUCGGGCAUUUAAUUCCCCUGCCAGAAGACACCGUACAAAUCUUAAUUGAAGUAUAAAGUUUACGUGGUUCUGCUGUUGCUAAAAUGCUUGUUCAUCAAUUGAAACAUUAGCAGGAGGAUGUGUUCAGAACUAUAGAUAUUCUGUAGCACACUGCUUUCAAGUAAUUGAAGAAUUGGAGAUGUGAGUAUUAUGAAACUUAAUUAAGUUAGAACAAAAGUGCAUAAUGCCAUAGCAUACCUGCAGAUUUUCUUUCAUUCAUUCUCAGAGUUUUUCAGCUUUGACUGUUGUGAUGGGGUGAAUUGGAGGGAAAGCAGGUCAGUGCAGUAAUGACGGAAUUGAGUAAGGUACCAACUAUUGGUUUUAAAAGAGGAGGCAUUGUCAAAUGUUAAAAUAUUCAAUGACUGCUUGUAUAUUUUAAGUUUGUCAUUGCGGAAACAGGGUGAAUCUUAGCAGGAAAAUAAAUCUCAAAAUGGAGAAAAUGAAAAACUAAAUACAUUAUGUGAAAGGACUGUCUUGUUCUCUACCAUUGUGUAGAUUCACCCAUAUUGAACAGAUUCAAGCAAUUUUGCUUUAUCUUUAAAAAAAAAGUGUGUGAAUGUAGAAAUGAUGGAACUAAUUUUGGAAUACUGGAGAGAUGUAAAUAAGCUAUAUUACAACAAUUGGUUUCAAAAUGCAGAAGAAUGUGAUUUUUGUAAAUGGAGCAGAUAAGGAUAAUAGAACAAUGGUAAAAUGGGAAUAAAUUAUUCAAUGUGCAACUGUUUUAAUGUUGAGAUGCAUAUGUAUUUUAAUUAAAAGAAGAAAUGUGAAGGAUA